GCUGCAUGGGGUACGGAAUACUCCAUACAGUCCAAGGGCUUACACUGGAGAAAAUAGUACGAAUCAAGAGACUUGUCGGUCGGAUGAAUUGAUCAGACUUCACGGGUCACUGCACUCCAUACAGCGAAUCAAAUGUGACCUUUGCUUGAGGAGCCGAAUGAGCGUCUUAGUUAUGUUAUGUCUCAUUCACUGUAUCCCAUUGGAUCCAUCGUUAUGCAAGGCGCUGUCAUAACCUGCAUCAGCAGCAGCUACCUAGUAUUGACGAUGCCAACACUUGAAGAAGCAAGUCUCAGCUUCCUCCCUGGCAUCAAGCACUCGGGCCAGCUUCAAGGCGUCAUCUCAAUCCUUAGACCUGCGAUACCACCGCAGCUUAAGCUUGCGUUACCAUGUGGCGGGUUCAUCCAAGUGGACAGCCGAGGAUGGCUGUGCCACCUCCAUCUAGCGCAAAGACCUCAACGUUUAUCUCGAUUCGACCAUAAUACUAAUCCUUCUCCACCGAUGCACCCCUCUAGGCAGCAUGAUAAUGUGCAAAUGGACCAUUGUCUAUAUCCUCCGUCCACUGACUCAUCGAAAGGACCGCCGCUGCACUGGACCGCGGCUCGAAGGUGCCCUUUCAAGCCUACAUACACCCCCGCAUGUGUUCAGUGCUCAUCAUCCGUCCGGAUGCUGUGUAGCCUCCGGACACGUUGCCGAAGCGUUGCUUCGCAGCCUACCCUUGCAGCCUGCAGUGGCCCGGGUUGUCGUUGCGUUUCCAACCCGGCCACAACUUCCUCUCGCGGGAAGGCGGAUUUUUACGCGGGGUCUAGAGAGCUCAUUGCGGAGUAGCACUCCAUGCUGGAAAUCUGGCCCGGUGAUUGACUGUCGAUAUAUAAGAAGCGCAGGACCACACGUGCAAUAUCCUCAAGUAGACAGCCAUGCAUGCCUGUCACUGGUUAUAGCGUUCAUCAAACCCCUAACCUUGUCCCAUCGACAUUACGCGUCAUCAACAGGAUACAGAUAAACAUGUCAGAUCAAAGGAUUCAACGGAUGUCUAAACUUGGAAGCCAGGCUGCCAUUCGGAGGAUAUGAUCUCUGUU
This is a messenger RNA of Penicilliopsis zonata CBS 506.65, 1076 nucleotides long. RefSeq lists its product as hypothetical. Lineage: Eukaryota; Fungi; Ascomycota; Eurotiomycetes; Eurotiales; Aspergillaceae. The transcript has a single exon. The coding region runs from base 178 to 825 and encodes 215 amino acids. The record is from RefSeq and is a predicted model, not a curated record.